GACAAAGAAACCAAGGGCCCACGAUUAUGUUAACACGACAGAACAACGCGGCACUUUCCGUACCAGUCCCUACGUUUCGUUUGGCAAUAAAUUCCUGUACAGUACACUAUUAACUAUUACUAGCAGUUGUGGCUACACUAGAGUACCAAGGAGAAUGAUGACACUUAUGCUAUUACAACAAUAUUGUAUAGACUCUAAGCACACGAGAAUAAAUAUUAAAAUAAACUACGUCAAUGUUAAAAAUUGUAAUGCACGCUAGUACCAAGUAGUAGUGAAGGAAGACGCGCCCGUGCGCACCCAAUGGCGGACACCGACCCUUAUUAUAUUUCUUAUUUCAACUCAAAAUGGCGGCCCUUAAAUUUUUCGCACGAUCUAUUAUUACUUUUAACAACAAUUUACACUGUUACAGUUUAAUUAAACAAUUGUUCCCACUGACAGCUAAUCAGAUAUCAAAACGAUGGGCGAGUUUCAAAUCCUCACCACAAUACAAUGAAAAUAUUAAUUACACAGACUUCGAAGUAACUAAAGAUCCAGAAGAAUGGAAAUGGGUUGAACAUUAUUUACCAAGUACACGUGUACCAGACCCACCGAAAAAUAUCACCAAGCCAUUGGCAUCUGGAUGGAAACCAGCUAAAGAAGAAGCAAAACAGCUUCCUUAUUUCAUAGCACGGACGAGGAAUCACAUGCAGCCGGUCUACUUGAUGCGCAAACAGCGAGGUAUGAGAAGAGUAACAGUAUUACGUCGCAUCAGCGGAGAUAUAAUGGCAUUGGAAGCAGAUUUAAAAAAAUACCUCGAGGAAGUUAUGGGCAAAGAGAUGGGCACGCAAAUAAUAGAACCAUCUGGUAUAAUUAAAUUUCGAGGAGAUUGUGCAUCACGUAUUAAAGAUUGGAUGGAGCUAAAAGGAUUUUAAGUAUUUUUUUUAAACAAAAUAGCUUAAUAAAUAAAUUAAUAUGUCAAAAAUUUUGUUACCGUUUGUGAUAAAAUAAAAAAAUGAAUAAUAUACAUU
Messenger RNA from Cotesia glomerata, 1007 nucleotides. RefSeq names its product probable 39S ribosomal protein L49, mitochondrial (gene mRpL49). The coding region runs from base 345 to 911 and encodes 188 amino acids. Gene Ontology annotation, molecular function: structural constituent of ribosome. NCBI's taxonomy places the organism in Eukaryota, Metazoa, Arthropoda, Insecta, Hymenoptera, Braconidae. The transcript is spliced from 4 exons. The record is from RefSeq and is a predicted model, not a curated record. Gene Ontology annotation, cellular component: ribosome; mitochondrial large ribosomal subunit. Gene Ontology annotation, biological process: translation.